Molecule: messenger RNA, 354 nt
Organism: Amoebophrya sp. A120
Lineage: Eukaryota; Dinophyceae; Syndiniales; Amoebophryaceae
Source: the annotation of a GenBank genome assembly
AUGUGGCACGGAGAGGACGGCCCCGUCGUUAUCGCUUUUCCAAUCCCGGGGGCAUCUCUCCGUAUAAUCGUAGUCAAACACCAGCACCGCGGCCGGGUUACCUGCAAACGUCCGGGUCGUGAACGCGUUUACCACCCAGGUGUCGCACUUCAAAACCCGGGUGCUGCUCUUAUUCCUAUUUCUUGUUGUACUACCUGUCGCAGCGACUUUAGUCACGACGUCGUCAAUACUUUGGUUUUUUGUACCAGCGGGGGACGGGUUUGGCGUUGGCUCCGGAGGUUCGGCGGUGGUGGAUUUUUUCUGUUUCUUCGACAUCCUGUCUCGGUUGUUGGGGUUGCGGAGGACAAACGAUGA